Molecule: messenger RNA, 3209 nt
Organism: Pogona vitticeps (central bearded dragon)
Lineage: Eukaryota; Metazoa; Chordata; Lepidosauria; Squamata; Agamidae
Source: RefSeq, a predicted model, not a curated record
CGGGGCUUCCGACGGAGCGCCCCUGAGGCUCAGGGCUGACGUUGGCUCCCCGUGCCUGAGGCGGCUCUUUGCCGGAUUUCACAAUUCUGGUAUGAACCUGACCAUUGAGGCCUUCACUAGAGAUCCGUUCUGGGUUCUUACUCCUGACACAGGAGGUUUGACAGAUGACAAAGAAGAAUAGCAGCUUCUCUGCAGGAGACACUCUAUUGUAGGAAGGUGUGCUUACCACCCACCUUUCAAUAUUAGUUUCAGAUGGCAAAAUAAUGACUGUGCAGCCUUGAAUCUCCUUCUGAAAGCAAGGCAACACUCCUUCCAGGAAAGCAGUUCAUGCUGCCAGGCGGACGGGAGUUGUGCUGAACAGUGUGUCCAGCCAUGUUCCUUGAGUUAAUAAUUCUCCAGAAGGUGGCCGUGAGCAGAGUGGAGAGCAGGAAAGAUCUCCAGCGAAGUCCCAGCUCAGCAGAAACCCUGGCAAGCAACUGCUGCCCAAGCACUCAGACAGCAGCUGCUACAACCCUGUUCCCAGUACAUCGGUGCGACUCCUCACGCUUAGGAGCAAAGUUGCUGCUCCUGUGAACAGGACUCAUAAGGCACGAGGGGCCACCCACCUGCCACAGACCCCUCAUCUUGCUCUGUGGAGAGACACUGCCCUAGAAGAACAAUGGCAGGAAAGGGCUACAGCUAUUAUCGGUUGGUGAUAUUCAUGGCCAUGUAUGUUGGAUAUACCCUAUACUAUUUCAACAGAAAAACAUUUUCAUUUGUGAUGCCUUCAGUCAUGGAAGAGAUCGAUCUGGAUAAAGACGACUUGGGUCUUAUCACCAGCAGCCAAUCUGCCGCCUACGCUAUUAGCAAGUUCAUUAGUGGGGUCCUUUCAGACCAGAUGAGUGCCCGCUGGCUUUUCUCCUCCGGCCUCCUAUUGGUGGGCUUAGUCAACGUGGUCUUCUCGUGGAGCUCUACCGUUACCCUCUUUGCAGGGCUGUGGUUCCUCAAUGGGCUGGCCCAGGGUCUGGGAUGGCCUCCGUGUGGGAAGGUGCUACGCAAGUGGUUCGAACCUUCCCAGUUUGGGACCUGGUGGGCAGUCCUCUCCACCAGCAUGAACCUGGCAGGAGGGUUGGGCCCCCUUGUGGCAGCCCUGAUGGCACUGAGCUAUGACUGGCGCACAACCCUGGCCCUCUCUGGCUCUCUGUGUGUGGUGGCCUCCUUUGUGUGCCUGCUGCUGAUUAAGAACGAGCCCUCGGACGUGGGACUGCCCAACAUUGAGCCUGGGCCCAAGAAAGGGAAGAAGGGCUCCGCGAAAGAGGACAGCACACUGGCUGAGCUGCUGCUUUCCCCAUACCUCUGGGUCCUGUCUACUGGCUAUCUUGUGGUCUUUGGUGUGAAGACAUGCUGCACAGACUGGGGGCAGCUAUUCCUCAUCCAGGAGAGAGGACAGUCUGCUCUUGUGGGAAGUUCCUACAUGAGUGCCUUGGAAGUCGGGGGGCUGAUUGGGAGCAUCGCAGCAGGCUACCUUUCAGACCGAGCAGUGGCACGGGUUGGUCUGUCAAUCUAUGGGAACCCCCGACAUACUUUACUCCUCAUCAUGAUGGCUGGCAUGUCUGCUUCCAUGUACCUUUUCCGGGUUACGGUCACAGCCAGCUCUCCCAAGGAAAGCAACUCUUGGAUUCUCCUCCUCCACCCUCUUGCUAACCUUGUGGGCUUAACAGAACAUGAGAUCUGGAUUCUGCUGUUAGGUGCGGUCUUUGGAUUUUGCUCUUAUGGACCCAUUGCCUUGUUUGGAGUCAUUGCGAAUGAAAGCGCGCCCUCUAACCUGUGUGGAACUUCUCAUGCCAUUGUGGCACUGAUGGCAAAUGUUGGAGGGUUUCUUGCUGGACUGCCUUUCAGCACUAUUGCCAAGUACUACAGCUGGGGCACAGCUUUUUGGGUAGCAGAAGUGACCUGCACCGCCAGCACUCUGGCCUUUUUCUUCCUGAGGAACAUCCGUACCAAGAUGGGACGUGUACCAAAGAAAGUAGACUAAAGUUCCAGUGACUUGGCUGAGGAGGAACAUUUAAAAGCCCAACAGGUAUGAGGCAGAACUGAGCUCUAACCAGGCACCGUCGGUCCUCUGCCACAUCCUGGAAGAAGAAGAAAAACUGGCAAAGUUUCACCUCUGCUGCUACCACUUUGGUUCCUGAAGCACCACAAGAAAUGCUCACAAUGGUUUGGCCCUCAUGGUCACUCCCUGCCCAAGCCAAGGUUGGGCACUUACCCCUUUAAUCAUGCACCAACCUCCUGCUGAGUCUUACUGGUAGACUCAUGAGAGCAGCUGUGGAGGUGUGUAAGAGACCUUCUGCACCUGAGGAGAGAGAAGUGCCUUUGCCCCAUUUACCAGUGAAGAUGACCCAGCCUGCACCCCAGGCCCCCUCCUCUCCCUUGAAUUCCAGAUAGGCUGCAAGUUCCACUGGAGGCCCUCACAGAAGGAGGCAGGCAGGGCUCUUUAAUAAUCCCUGCCUUGCUGAUCAGAACUAGAUGGGUAGGAAGAUGUUAGUGGCACCUAGUAAGGCUUAUCAGCCAACUAGGGAGAAUGUGGGUCUCUGUUUAAGCAGAGAACAAAGGCCAUAAACACAAAUACAGCUGUGAGUACUGCUGUCUCUCUUCCUCCCUAUAUUAUUAAUAGUCAGGAAGUGGAGCCAUGGAGAGUUCUUAAACAAUUCUGAAGCCAUAGUUACCCCCAACUGCAACCUGUGGUCUGUAUUAGGAGCAGGACUGGAGGGGCAACUGACCAUUCUGCUGGAGAAACAGCUGCCACACACACACAAAAACAAAAACAAACAAGAACUGCCAUUAGGAGCCUCUCUUGCAGCAAGACUGGAACUAAGUCAUUACAGUGGAUUCUAAAUCAUGGUAACGGAGCACUCAGUGACAGAAAGAAAAGACAAUAUAGUGGAAGCCUUUGAGUCUACACAGAGACCUCUCUUCCCUGAACUGCCAGCACAGUAGAGUGAGGAUAGUGUUAGACCGGAACUCAAAAGUUCUGGGUUCUAAUCCACAUUUGUCCAGGAAGCUGGCUGGGGUGACCUUGAGCCAAUCACAUACCCUCAGCCUCACCGACCUCACACAGGAUAUGUGAGGAUAACCGGGAGGAGCAGAGCAAUGAACGCCGCCCUGAGCUCAUUGGAGGAAUGGUAGGAUGUAAAUACAACAAAAUAAUAAACCAGUACAUGUUCACUUCA